Molecule: messenger RNA, 1785 nt
Organism: Cydia fagiglandana
Lineage: Eukaryota; Metazoa; Arthropoda; Insecta; Lepidoptera; Tortricidae
Gene: NtR
Product: acetylcholine receptor subunit alpha
Exons: 11
Coding region: 1-1761 (586 amino acids)
Biological process (GO): chemical synaptic transmission; monoatomic ion transmembrane transport; signal transduction
Cellular component (GO): synapse; plasma membrane; neuron projection
Molecular function (GO): transmembrane signaling receptor activity; excitatory extracellular ligand-gated monoatomic ion channel activity; transmitter-gated monoatomic ion channel activity involved in regulation of postsynaptic membrane potential
Source: RefSeq, a predicted model, not a curated record
AUGCCCACAUUAUUAUUUUUUUCAGUGGUGGCAAAAUGCAAAGAGCACAUAUGCAAACACGGCUACAAGUACGAGACGUUCUAUAAAAUCGACGCCGAGGACCGCGAACACGUGAUAUCUGACGCCAGCGUAGCGCUGGAGAUGCACAUAGCCAUCCUGGCGGCUAAUAACGGACAUAUUCUACUUUCUACUAAAGCUAAUCCUACUGUGACGGAUCCGGUAUAUGAAAUAGUUGUUGGAGGAGGAGGCAAUAAGUUCACAGAGCUGCGAAGGAACUUGAGGCGCAACGGAAAGAUCUCGAAGCCGACCGUCGGUAUACUCUCUGCUAUAGAAUUCAGGCCAUUCUUCAUCAGAAUUACUACAGAUGGCGCUGUACAAUUUGGCAAAGAAGGGGAGGAGCCCCUCUUGGAUUAUCGUGACAAUAACCCUCUUGCCAUUCGGUACUUCAGCUUCGCUGCUUGGAACGGAGUUGAAGCUAAAUUCUGCUACGAUUGUCCACCUAAAGGAACUAAUAGUUCCACAACAAAUUCAGAAGCCGUGGACCCCCUAAUGUCAAACGCAGACAAACUCAAGGCUGCACUUCUUCAAGACCGCGCACCGCACCUCCCACCCGCAUCCCCCGUCACAAUAAGGCUCGGCUUUAAGAUUACUAGCCUUAAGUACAGCCCGUUCACUUCUAAGAUGGUUACCGGAGUCGCUAUAGUGGCGAGUUGGGUGGACGACAGCAUGGCUUGGAAUCCAGAUAAGUUCAACAAUAUCACCAAGUUGACCUUCAGCGACGGACAAAUUUGGCGCCCCACGUUUUUCCUUUUCAAUUCUGAAGACCAAGGAUCCGUGGACAUUGACAACCCAGGUCCCAUCACGAUGGUGAACAGCGGUGAAGCGACUUACUACUUCCAAACUCAUCUCACCAGCUGGUGCUUUAAUUACGCCAAAACUACAAAUAACUGGCCUCAUGACGACUAUCAUUGCUCCAUAGUCAUCGCCCCAUGGGAGCCGCACGAGAAGAUCAUCCUGGAGCAAAUCAGUCAUGCGGAUGAGAAGAUGGCUAUUUUUGCAGAAAGCAGCAAAGUCAUCCCCAACGAAUGGAGCAUCGAAUGGAAGCAAGGUGUGGUGGAACCAUCCGCAUGGCACACCAUCUUCACGGCCAACGACAACGACACCAACCAGAGCGACCGGUUCCUGGUCAACAUUGCGCUGAGGAGGAAGGCUACGGCGUUCAAUGUUGUGUUUUAUACGCCCUUACUAGUCCUGGUGUUGUUCGUGCUCAUGUCGUUCUGGAGUGAGCCCCUGCAGAUGUCCCGCGUGUGGUUCUACGCUGGUUCUACCGUCGUCAUAUGUGUGGGGCUGUGCUACGUCGACUAUCUCGUGCCUAUACACACAGUGCCUACUAUACUGGUCCUCUACGUUACGGUGAUGGGAGGUGUUCUACUAGCGCUAUUGCUGCAGGUUCUACUGAUGACUCCAACGGCGGAACGUAUCUGCCAGACCCACUCAGUGCAAUCGCUUCUCCGUUCCAGGAUGUUUAGGAUUUUGUUCUUCUUGCCUCCUGUUAAGAGCGCUGAAAACUAUGACAGAAUAAACGAAGCAUACUCCGGUGAGGAAGACGAGGUUACGCCUCCCAGAAACGGAAACAUUCCAGAGAUGGAGACGGAGACGCCAACGCCGAGCGAGAGAGACGAAGUCGCGGCGGCUUUAGACUGGUUCCUGUUUCUAGUGUACUCUCUAGUCAUAUCUGUUAUGCUGGCUAUGCAUUUUUGAAAUAUGAACGCUAAUAAUCUUCAA